Molecule: messenger RNA, 2127 nt
Organism: Blastocystis hominis
Lineage: Eukaryota; Bigyra; Opalinata; Blastocystidae
Exons: 10
Coding region: 1-2127 (708 amino acids)
Biological process (GO): cytoskeleton-dependent intracellular transport; cytoplasmic microtubule organization
Cellular component (GO): cytoplasm; centrosome
Molecular function (GO): dynein light intermediate chain binding; microtubule binding
Source: RefSeq, a predicted model, not a curated record
AUGAACCAGGAACGAAACGAACUUGUAGAAUCCGAAGCCGAUGCUCUUCUUGAAUGGGUCAAUUCGUGCCCGUCUGUCAGGCGAACUUAUUCGCAAUUCCUUGAUUUGAGGGACGGAAUCUCUAUUUCCAUGAUUUUGAAUGACAUUGAUCCAACAAAUUUUAAUCUAACACCGGUAGAUCGUUCCUUUCUUUCCGAUGAAGACGCUUUGGAAAAUUUAAAGAACAUCAUUCGCGCGAUCGUACAUUAUUAUGACAAAACGAGAGGAUGGGAGCUCGAAUCAAAUAUCGCCCUGAGCUCCAUCUUUCUCAAGUUGCUCUUUUCUUUUCGAUUGAUACGCAGCAAUGACCCGGAGCCACUGGUUCUGAUCAUUCGAUGGGUAAUCACAACCAUCCUUUUCUCCGAGAAGAAAAGGCAAUAUAUCACCACAAUUCUCUCGCUCAGCUCCGAAACGCAAUUUUACUUGCAGUGUAUCAUAGAGACCGUCAUGAAUGCAUUCCCUCAGGACAGUGCGAACUCCUCUGCCCUUUCAGAAAUGCACACGAUUUUAGAGGAAUCUUCCAUUUCUCUGGGCAACGAUGACGCCUCCUUUUCGAUUCUCGAAAACUCCCGAAUGGAACUUCGCCAUCGCUUCGAAGAAGAAAUCCAGCAGUUAGAAUCCAAAUUACUCCAACUUCAGCAGCAGUUGUCGUGCGAAAAAGAAGAAUCCGAGUCGUUGCGACGUCAACGAGACGACCUCCAGAAAGAAGUGGGGAAACUGGAGUCGGAGCUGCGAGAUCAGCGGCAGAUCGUGAAAGGAUUGGAGGGGAACGAAAGGAGAUUGAGCUUGAAGGCGGAAGAAGUGAACUCCAAAUCCAACGAGGAAAUUCGAUCGCUGAAAGAAUCGAAUGAGCAACUCAGCAUCAAACUGGAAUUGUAUUCGUCUGAAAAUGAGCGAUAUCUCCAGGAAAUCGAGUUUUUGAAGAAGAGCAAAGAGAAUGAAAUGGCGCAGCACUCCGUUUGGACCGAUCGAUCGACUCACAUCCAGAUGAAUUUGAAGAAGCUGGAGGACGAAAAGCGAAAGCUGGAGAACGAGGUGGAAAUCCUCACCUCUGAAAAGGAAUACCUGCAGAAAUCGGCCGAGAAGGUGAAUACGCUGCAAUCCCGCUUGGAAGCUUUGAAGGAAAUGGAGUCAAGGUACCAGGAGCUCAAGCAGGAACAUGAAGAGCUUCAGAGCCAAUUCUCUGCCCGCCAAAUCUUCGUUCAGGACGAGAUUUCGAGAGAGGAACUCAAGCGGCUUCGCGAAGACAACGGAGCGCUCCGCGGCAAACUGGAGGCCACCUCGCUCGAGCAGGAGGAUCUCCAGAAGCAGUUGCAGCAGCUGCGCAGCGAAAACUCGCAGCUACGAGAACGUUCGUUUUGCUGCUUCUUCUUCUCAUCCACAGAGCUCAAGAGCGUCAUGCGAAGCAUGGAAGUGAGUCCAGCGCCCGCAGUCGCCAGCGACGGCGCGAGUCUGCAGUCGAUGAUGAGUCCGAACGAGCAGGACGCGGAGACGAAGGCGAAGAUUCGCCGGUACAUCGUGGAAAACAGCGACUUGCGAUUGCAAUUGCAGAGAGAGCGGCAACAGCAUGAAGAGAGUUUGAAGGGAAAGGAACUGGAAUACGAACAGAGCAAAGUGACGCUGCAGGAGGAGUUUUCGAAGAAACUGGCGGAGAACCGCGAGUUGAGGGGGGCGAUGGAGGAGAAGGAGCGGGACAUCGCGGGGAAAAGCGAGGUGAUCGCGGACCUGCGCGAAGUCGUGAUAUCCCAGAAGGAAAUGAUAGCAAAACAAGAGACGGCGAUUGCGGAGAAAGAGAAAGAGCUUGGAGAAUGGAAAGAGCGAUUUGAUGGGCUUUCGAAGACGUGCGAUGAAUUGAAACGGAAAUGCGACGCGUUUGAAGCGCAAGCAGAGGAAGAUCGAAGGAAGAGGAGACAAAUAUCCUUGAAUAGAGCGGUGGAAAUCGAUAAACGAGUGAUUCAGAGAGAAAGAGAAGUCAUGAUGGGCAAUUUGUUUCAGAAAGGGAACGAGAUGUAUACGCGGGUGAAGAAGAAGAUAUUGCAGGAAUCGAAACCGGUUCAGUUUUUGAAGAAAUCAACACUGUAUCAGUAG